This is a messenger RNA of Bactrocera latifrons, 734 nucleotides long. RefSeq names its product protein KRTCAP2 homolog. Bases 106 to 537 code for a protein of 143 amino acids. The record is from RefSeq and is a predicted model, not a curated record. The transcript is spliced from 3 exons. NCBI's taxonomy places the organism in Eukaryota, Metazoa, Arthropoda, Insecta, Diptera, Tephritidae.
UGUUGAUUUUUUAUUGGAAUUUGUGUCGGCUUUUGAUAAACUUCAACGUAGGUGUUUUCUGUUCUGUUCUCAACAAAUAUUAAAGUUGCGAAUAUAAUUACAAAAAUGAGUGCGGAAACAAAGAGUGGGAGCAGUAAUCUUGUUUCGACCGUAAUAUCUUGUAUCUUGAGUUUGAUGAUAUUCGCAACUAUGCGCUUUUACUCCARUUGGAUCAUAGCUACUCAAAUGAAUACAAUUGUUGGGGGCUUCAUUGGUUCGUGGCUUUUCGUCUUUGCCCUAACGGCUGUAUCGAAUAUGGAAAUGCUUGUAUUUGGUAAUGAUUUUCAAGCAAAAUUUAUACCAGAAAUUGUUACUUGCCUAACUUUGGCGACUGUGGCCUCCGGUGUGGUCCAUCGUGUUUGUGCUACUACUUGUGUUUUCUUCUGCAUCUGCGCUUUAUAUUUUGUAAAUCGCAUUUCAAAUAAAUACCACAACAAAGGAUCAAUUGCAACGGAUCAAAUUCCUAUUCGACGGGGUGGAGGCAAGAAAAACAAAUAAGUGUUGGCCAUAAGUCCCAGAAAAAUUGGAAAUAUUAUGUAAUGAUUUAUAAAUUUAUUAAUUUGUGUAUAUGAGCCAUGAUUUUAUCACUCCACUCGAACUAUGCGCAAAUCCAGAUAUUUUUAAUCCGAAGUGAAUUAUCUCAGUUAUCGAUUGCUUCUUAGCUCUGYAUUUAAAUAAAUAUAUUUAAAAAAGAA